AUGAUUUGUGACUCAUACUUCACUAUUCCAAUUACUAGUAACAAGUGUAGAUUAUUAGUAGAGCAAUUUUUUGCCAAAAUAUAAAUCAGGGAUUUAAUUUUGUAUCUUUAUUUUAUACAACAUGUCAUACCAACAAUGCGGAAUGCCCGAUCAGACGUUUCUUUGGGACGUAUUUCAAAGGGUCGAUAAAGACAGGAGUGGACAUAUCUCUGCAGAUGAACUACAGGUUGCUCUCUCCAAUGGCACAUGGUCAGCUUUUAAUCCGGAAACAGUUCGGCUUAUGAUCGGAAUGUUUGAUCGCCAAAACAGGGGAACCGUAUCUUUCGAGGAUUUCGGAGCACUAUGGAAAUAUGUAACUGAUUGGCAAAAUUGUUUUCGCUCGUUCGACCGGGACAAUUCCGGCAACAUUGACAAGCAAGAACUUAAAACUGCUCUAACUUCCUUCGGCUAUCGUCUAUCUGACAAUCUUAUUGAAAUAUUGCUCCGUAAAUUCGAUCGCUUUGGCAGAGGAACAAUCCUUUUCGAUGAUUUCAUCCAAUGCUGUAUUGUUCUAUAUACUUUGACUACAGCCUUCAAGCAACAUGACACCGACAUGGAUGGCGUCAUAACAAUCCACUACGAACAGUUUUUAAGCAUGGUUUUUUCACUUAAGAUUUAAUAAUCAAAUGUCAAAUUUAUACUAUACAAAAUGUAACUUUAUAUGUAUACAAAUAUGUAAAUAGCCUGGAUGAUCUACUUUUUAAAGAGCCAAUAUUUGUGAACUUGUUAUCCCAUCAAACUAUAAAUUUAAAUAAUUACUAUCGUAAGCAACCUUGUUAGACAUUUAAGCUUAUAUGUAUGUAUUAUAUUUGAUAUAAUACUAAAAUUAAAAAUCUUUAUUUCUUUAUGUAAACUUAAAAACUCAGCAUUGUUAUUAAAAUUUUUUGAAAUUA
Drosophila mojavensis is the source of this 932-nucleotide messenger RNA. Its product is annotated as programmed cell death protein 6. The transcript is spliced from 3 exons. Gene Ontology annotation, molecular function: calcium ion binding. The record is from RefSeq and is a predicted model, not a curated record. The coding region runs from base 122 to 658 and encodes 178 amino acids. NCBI's taxonomy places the organism in Eukaryota, Metazoa, Arthropoda, Insecta, Diptera, Drosophilidae.